Molecule: messenger RNA, 831 nt
Organism: Lichtheimia ornata
Lineage: Eukaryota; Fungi; Mucoromycota; Mucoromycetes; Mucorales; Lichtheimiaceae
Exons: 1
Coding region: 1-831 (276 amino acids)
Source: RefSeq, a predicted model, not a curated record
AUGAGCCCACGACCUGAAUAUGAACCAGAUGAAAAUGAGCCAGAUGAGGAUGAGAGCCCUGAUCCAAAAACAAUGCACAAUCAAUCAACUCCUACGCCAUCAUCUGGUCACGAUCUUACCAAUGCUCGCCCAUCUGAAAUUACUUCUCAGACAUCAUCAUCAUCAUCAUCCUUACAAUCAUCAGACAACUCAUCGUCUUCAAUGGCACCAUCCACCAUUGGGCCAUUGGUAGUAGCGCUGGUCGUUAUCCUUGUUAUCAUCACAUGUUGUAUUAUCCAUUGCUCACGUAUCCGUAAACGUCUCAAUGAUGAGCAGCGGACUCAAACCAUUAAUGGAUGGACCUCCUUCAUGACAUGGUUUCAACAACCGAAACAACAACAUCGCGACCUCUCUCAUGGUGAAGAAAAGAAUGUCAUUGUACACGUCAAUGAUGCUGAUAGUGGUUUACAACAUCGAUUAUCCAAACCCCCACCCAUGUCACCAUACGACGAUAUACAACCUGCAUCUGCAGAGCAGCAACAACCAAUGCAUGCACAACAGCAACAAUACCAAAGCACACCACCACCCAAGCCGCCACCCUUAGAUACCAAACAAAGACGCCGACAUUCACAAUCGCCUUCGGAUGAGCGACAGCCAUCGAUUGUAUUUUCAUCAGGUUGGGUAUUUGCCACGAAUAAUAGUCAAUCGCCCAAUACACCUGAACCAGCAGCCACGUUACCAUCAUCACAAGAAGCCCACACUGAACGGCUAUGUCCACAUCAAAUCACUGUGGAUGACGAUAAUCCAAUGCCUGUUAUUACUCAAAAACCACAUGCAAAAGCUGAUCUGUAG